Molecule: messenger RNA, 179 nt
Organism: Acaulospora morrowiae
Lineage: Eukaryota; Fungi; Glomeromycota; Glomeromycetes; Diversisporales; Acaulosporaceae
Source: the annotation of a GenBank genome assembly
GAAUAUCACUUGGUCAUCAUAAAUCAUCAUCGCCGCUAGGCAAGAAAGCCCAAAUGGUUCCAAGGGUUGAUAAAAGUCCACAUAUUAAGAUGAUUGCCACAUUUAGAAUGUAUUCUUUCCACCUCAACUCACGCCCAUAUAAUUUCAGAUGGCAUAUACAAGGGAAUAUGGCCGAAAUG